UGGAAGCAAAGGCUUAAAGAGAGAAAUAGCAAAGAAUUCAGAUUUAAAGAAAUUUUAUAAAGUUAAUGCCAUGGGGCAAGCAUUUGUAGUUAUUCCUGAUGGAAUUCUUAAUCGGCGAAACAAUGGAAAAUUAAGACAGUUUAUCCUAGAUGAUUGCUACAUUGAUGCCAUAAUUUCACUUCCUAUUAAUACCUUUUUUCGCAACUCUAAAAAAACUUACAUUUUAGUUUUAACUAAAAAAGAAAAAAAUGAAAAUGGUAAUUCAGAAAAACAAACCGACCCAGUGUUUACUUAUUUAGUUAGUGAAAUUGGAGAGAGCAGAGAUAUUAAUAGAUUUGACAUCGGGCAAGAUGAUUUAACCGAAGCCGUGGAACUAUUUAACUCUUUCAAAGGAAACAAAAAAAAUUUUCAUAAGUUUCAGGGAAUAAAAUCCGAUAAAAGAUGUAAAUUGUGGAAAAUUGAAGACUUUAAACCUGAUAAAGACUGGUCUAUUGCUGACUUAAACACUUUUGGCGAAUUGGUUGAAAAUGUAUCAGACAGAUUAAAAGAUUUUAGUAAUUUCAUAAAAGAAAUUGGCAAAGAUGAGAAUAAACCAAAUGGUUUUAAGGAGAUUUUGCUAUCUGAAAUUUUUGAAAUUAAAAAAGGAUUUACUAAAUACACUAAUGAAUUUAUCAACAAAAAUUCUGGUGAAUAUCCAGUUUAUUCAUCUCAAACAACUAGUGAUGGUGUAAUAGGAAAAAUUAAUUCUUAUGAUUAUGAUUCAUUGAUACCCAAAAAUGAUAACAAAAAUCUGCUAUUAAGUUAUUUACAUUUCUAUUUGUCAGAGAAUUUGAAAGAAUAUGCGGUGGGCA
Molecule: messenger RNA, 851 nt
Organism: Funneliformis geosporum
Lineage: Eukaryota; Fungi; Glomeromycota; Glomeromycetes; Glomerales; Glomeraceae
Source: the annotation of a GenBank genome assembly